GGAUAAUUUUACUCGAGCGCACCCUUUUACCGAGGCCCAAUGUGCCGACCAAUCGCGGACAGCAUUCACUGCUUGCUUGAAGCGUGGCUGUUCAGCUCAAUGGGAUUCCAAACGAAAGCAAGAUUCCUGCACAAUCUCUAUCAUAUAAGCUUUCUAAGUACAGUACUGUACUUGGAUGCAUUUGGGGGAGCGAAAUCCAAAGAGCUUGUGGACCUGAUCCCCAAUAGCGUGUGUGAACUUUUUGCUUGAUUCUUUUCUGAGAAAUUAAGUUUUCUCUGCUCUCUUUGACUUUCCAGCCAAUGUCAUACAAUACAAUAGAUGCUAAGAUUCAUCUCAU
Molecule: messenger RNA, 337 nt
Organism: Marchantia polymorpha subsp. ruderalis
Lineage: Eukaryota; Viridiplantae; Streptophyta; Marchantiopsida; Marchantiales; Marchantiaceae
Source: the annotation of a GenBank genome assembly